Messenger RNA from Pelmatolapia mariae (spotted tilapia), 687 nucleotides. RefSeq names its product complement C1q tumor necrosis factor-related protein 6-like. The transcript has 5 exons. Bases 1 to 687 code for a protein of 228 amino acids. Gene Ontology annotation, molecular function: protein binding. The record is from RefSeq and is a predicted model, not a curated record. Lineage: Eukaryota; Metazoa; Chordata; Actinopteri; Cichliformes; Cichlidae.
AUGCCGGAGUGUCUUAAAGAAAUAUCCACACGCCAUGACCAAGAAGGGUCAUUCCCCGUACAUAUGGAAUAUGUAACGGUGUGGAGAGAUAGUCUCGGUGUGCUAGAGAAGGAUACUAUCGAAACACAAUCAUGCGUCGACAUGUGUAAUAACGCCAAAGAGUUUAGUGCAAUGAGAGAAAAGAUACAUUCUUUGGAAACCAAGAUGAUGAACAUUGAAAACAGGCUGACAGGCUACGAAAGUUGCAUUCUGCAGCUGGAACAAAAGGAGAGAAACACGGUCAUAUUCAGUGCUGGAAUUGGGGGAGGUUCACCAUUGGGUCCCUUUAACACAGACCAAACUAUAAUCUAUGAUAGAGUGUUUGUAAACACUGGAAAUGCCUACAACGUUUUUACAGGUAUCUUCACAGCACCUGUUUCAGGUGUGUACUAUUUUACCUAUUUCUGUCAUUCUGGAGGUGUCCGUAAAACAUCGCUGCAUUUGUACAAGAACAAUGAGGUGAUACUGCACAUCCAUGAUCACCAGUCAGCUGACGCGGCUGAUAAUGGAGGAAAUGCGGUGUUCCUGCAGCUGCAGCAGGGUGAUACAGUCUAUGUGCACUUAAAGGCAAAUACACAUGUCUAUAGAUCCAGCACAGUAACAAAUUUCAGUAGAUAUUUGAGGAAAACCAGUAAUAACUCAAAGUAA